AUGGGAGGGGUGGAUCCCUACACAAACCUGAAACAUGCCGACCUGACGGAGCUCAAGACUAAACUAUCCCUCCUCUCCGCAGCGGUGGUGUUGUUGGUUGUUGUUGUGGUGGGUUUGCUGGUGGCGCUGGUCUGUGUGACGGUGUUUCUUACAGAGAAGGUACAAGAUGUACAGGAAGUGACCGAGGAGUUAGGCUUACCUGAAGGAAGUGUGUUCAAGGGCGAACCGGGUAAGGGGAAGACAAGCAUCGCGGCGUAUGUCACUGGGAUCAUUAAACAGGUACUGGGGAACCACACUAACGAUGAUAAAGAUAAAGAAGACACGGGAGAGUUUCUCCUACAGGGACCGUUCUACCGUAAAGACGGGGAGGAGGAGCAGACCUUCCUGGCCAAGCCGAUGGCUCACCUCACAGGAUCAACUCUGAACCGUCCCCAGCCCUUGGGCCAUGGCCACUCGAACCACAGCACCUUACGUGUGAGGCACUGGGAAUCGAACCAGGGACUGGCGACCCUGGCGAACGGGAUGAAGUACCGAGACGGCUACAUCAAAGUACCGCAGGACGGACUGUACUAUGUCUACAGUCAGCUGUAUUUCCGGUACAUGAGAGACAGCAAAGAGUCCCGCUCAACAGACAACCAUCAACUGCUGCAUUACACGUACAAGAAAAGCGCCACCUACCGGGACAAGCAGGAGGUCAUGAAAAGUGCCCGGACAAAAUGUUGGAGUAAGCGUAGCCAGUACGGUCUGCUGUCGAGUUACCAGGGCGGGGUGUUCCGGCUGCGGGCGGGGGACAGACUCUUCGUGCAAGUCAGUAACGUCGCCAUGGUCAGCUUCGAGGAGGCCGCAAGCUACUUCGGAGCCUUCAUGAUAUAGAACGCCUGGCGCCAUGUUGGUGUCCCUAUUUGCAUUUGAGUGU
Molecule: messenger RNA, 916 nt
Organism: Branchiostoma floridae (Florida lancelet)
Lineage: Eukaryota; Metazoa; Chordata; Leptocardii; Amphioxiformes; Branchiostomatidae
Product: tumor necrosis factor ligand superfamily member 10-like
Exons: 6
Coding region: 1-873 (290 amino acids)
Biological process (GO): immune response
Cellular component (GO): membrane
Molecular function (GO): tumor necrosis factor receptor binding
Source: RefSeq, a predicted model, not a curated record